Molecule: messenger RNA, 296 nt
Organism: Rhizophagus irregularis DAOM 181602=DAOM 197198
Lineage: Eukaryota; Fungi; Glomeromycota; Glomeromycetes; Glomerales; Glomeraceae
Source: RefSeq, a predicted model, not a curated record
AGAUUCAUUUAACGGGAUUGGUUAAUCCUCAUCCAAAUAUAAUUCAAUUUUAUGGAGUUACGAAAUUAAAUGAUGAAAUAAAUUAUUCUCUUGUACUUGAAUAUGCAGAAGGCGGAACAUUAGGAAAAUAUUUAAGAGAUAAUACUAUAACUUUUAAAUGGGAGAGCCAACUUAAGUUUGCUAAAGAAAUUUCAAGUGCGAUUUUAUGGUUACAUGUUGAUAAGUUUAUUUAUACACGGAGACCUUCAUCCCGAAAAUAUCUUAAUACAAAGAGAUACAAUAAAAUUAGCAGAUAG